Cynoglossus semilaevis (tongue sole) is the source of this 896-nucleotide messenger RNA. RefSeq names its product insulin-like growth factor 1 (gene igf1). Gene Ontology annotation, molecular function: insulin-like growth factor receptor binding; growth factor activity; hormone activity. Gene Ontology annotation, cellular component: extracellular region. Gene Ontology annotation, biological process: insulin-like growth factor receptor signaling pathway; cell population proliferation; positive regulation of cell population proliferation. Lineage: Eukaryota; Metazoa; Chordata; Actinopteri; Pleuronectiformes; Cynoglossidae. The record is from RefSeq and is marked provisional.
GUUGAAAAUGUCUGUGUAAUGUAGAUAAAUGUGAGGGAUUUUCUCUCUAAAUCCGUCUCCUGUUCGCUAAAUCUCACUUCUCCAAAACGAGCCUGCGCAAUGGAACAAAGUGGGAAUAUUGAGAUGUGACAUUGCAUCGCAUCUCAUCCUCUUUCUUUCCUCCUCGGCCCCGUUUUUUAAUGACUUCAAACAAGUUCAUUCUCGCCGGGCUUUUGACUUGCGGAGACCCGUGGCCGUGGGGAUGUCCAUCUCUGCUCCGUCCUUCCAGUGGCAUUUCUGGGAUGUUCUCAAGAGUGCGAUGUGCUGUAUCUCCUGUAGCCACACCCUCUCACUACUGCUGUGCGUCCUCACCCUGACUCAGGCGGCAGCAGGGGCGGGCCCGGAGACCCUGUGCGGGGCGGAGCUGGUCGACACGCUGCAGUUUGUGUGUGGAGAGAGAGGCUUUUAUUUCAGCAAACCAACAGGCUAUGGCCCUAACUCACGGCGGUCUCGUGGCAUCGUGGACGAGUGCUGCUUCCAAAGCUGUGAGCUGCGGCGCCUGGAGAUGUACUGCGCGCCAGCCAAGACUGGCAAAGCAGCUCGUUCUGUGCGCGCACAGCGCCACACGGACCUCCCCAGAGCACCAAAGGUCAGCACCCCAGGGCACAAGGCGGACAAAGGCCAGGAGCGCAGGACAGCGCAGCAGCCAGAAAAGACAAAAAACAAGAAGAGACCUUUACCUGGACAUAGUCACUCGUCCUUUAAGGAAGUGCAUCAGAAAAACUCCAGUCGAGGCAACAGCGGGGGCAGAAAUUACAGAAUGUAGGAAAGGUGCAAAUGGACAAAUGCCCAGUGACUGGGGUGGAGUGAAGGGAGUGGCCUUACCUGGUAUCCCUGUGGAACGGUUCACUGUAAAC